Messenger RNA from Hippopotamus amphibius kiboko, 4981 nucleotides. RefSeq names its product zinc finger and SCAN domain containing 12 (gene ZSCAN12). Gene Ontology annotation, biological process: regulation of transcription by RNA polymerase II. The transcript is spliced from 6 exons. The coding region runs from base 198 to 2030 and encodes 610 amino acids. Gene Ontology annotation, molecular function: DNA-binding transcription factor activity, RNA polymerase II-specific; RNA polymerase II cis-regulatory region sequence-specific DNA binding. The record is from RefSeq and is a predicted model, not a curated record. Lineage: Eukaryota; Metazoa; Chordata; Mammalia; Artiodactyla; Hippopotamidae.
CACUUUCCCGCGGGAGAGAAGCGUAUGCUGGCCUCUUAGGGCUGCGGGUGAGCGAUCCUGUGCCGCGGACGCGGCGGGCGGUGUGCUACGCUGUCCUUGGCGCAUGCUGGAGCGGUGCGGUCUUGCCCAGUUCCUGCCAGAAAGAGACGGCACAGGAGAUCUUGCUUGAAGCAUUGAUAAGUUUUUGCACAGCUGUGAUGGCAUCUACUUGGUCUAUCCAGGACAACAAGGACCAGGAUGAACUUUUGGAAGUAAAGAUAGAGGAAGAAGAGGUGGAGGAGGAACCUAAGUAUACUGCCAGACAGGAUCAGAACCUGCAAAAGAACAAUACCCAUAGCAGAGAGGUCUUCCGACAGUACUUCAGGCAGUUCUGCUACCAGGAAACAUCUGGACCCCGUGAGGCUUUGAGCCGACUCCGGGAACUUUGCCAUCAGUGGCUGAGGCCAGAGACCCACACCAAAGAGCAGAUUCUGGAACUGCUGGUGCUGGAGCAAUUCCUAACCAUCCUGCCAGAGGAGCUCCAAGCCUGGGUGCAGGAACAGCAUCCAGAGAGUGGGGAAGAGGUGGUGACUGUGCUGGAGGAUUUAGAGAGAGAGUUGGAUGAGCCAGGAUAUCAGGUCUCAGUCCACAGUGAGGAACAGGAAAUGUCCCUGCAGGAGAUGGUACCUCUAAGAACAGGACAAGAACCCAGAAUGUCUCUCCUGUCCUUGAAAGCCCAGCGCAAGUGUGAAUCUCCAGAACUUGAAGCCCAGCAGAAGCAAGUUUCAGAUGUUGAGCCUGGAAAUGAGUAUAGGAAUUUAAAGCAAGAAGUUUCUGAAGAAGUGAAACCAUGUGAGAAUAUAUCUAGCAAAUUUGAAAAUGAAAUGUCUCAGUCAGCUAGGUAUGAAAAAACAUAUGAACCUGAAGAAAAAACAGGAGAGCUUUCUGGAUGCUCCAGGGAAGAUAAACAUCUUACAUGUGAUGAAAAUGGAGUAAGUUUGACUGAUAACUCAGACCUUUCUGAACACCAGAGAAUCUGUCCAGGAGAAAAGCCUUAUGAAUGUGAUGACUGUGGGAGAGCUUUUAGUCAACACUCAUGCUUCGUAGAACAUCAGAAGAUCCAUACUGGAGACAGGCCCUACAAAUGCGAAGAAUGUGGAAAAACUUUCCGUGGGAGAACUGUGCUUAUUCGACACAAAAUAAUACACACAGGAGAGAAACCAUAUAAAUGUAAUGAGUGUGGCAAAGCCUUUGGCCGGUGGUCAGCUCUUAAUCAGCAUCAGAGACUUCACACAGGAGAGAAACACUACCACUGUAAUGAAUGUGGCAAAGCGUUUAGCCAGAAAGCAGGCCUCUUUCACCAUCUCAAAAUCCACACAAGAGACAAACCUUAUCAUUGUACUCAGUGUAAUAAAAGUUUUAGUCGGCGUUCAAUUCUUACCCAGCAUCAAGGAGUUCAUACUGGGGCAAAGCCCUUUGAGUGCAGUGAGUGUGGAAAAGCCUUUGUUUAUAACUCGUCCCUUGUUUCCCAUCAGGAGAUCCACCACAAAGAAAAAUGCUAUCAGUGUAAGGAAUGUGGGAAGUCCUUCAGUCAGAGUGGGCUUAUUCAGCAUCAGAGAAUCCACACUGGGGAGAAACCCUACAAAUGUGAUGUAUGUGGAAAAGCCUUUAUUCAGAGGACAAGUCUUAUAGAACAUCAACGAAUUCACACUGGAGAGAGACCCUAUAAAUGUGAUAAAUGUGGGAAGGCUUUCACUCAAAGAUCAGUCCUCACGGAACAUCAGAGAAUCCACACCGGAGAGAGGCCCUACAAGUGCGAUGAGUGUGGGAAUGCCUUCCGAGGAAUCACCAGCCUCAUUCAGCAUCAGAGAAUCCACACUGGGGAGAAACCCUACCAAUGUGACGAAUGUGGCAAAGCCUUCAGACAGAGGAAGAAGACUAGCUACAAGGAAAUACUGCUGAAAAAUCAGUGUGAACCCCAAGCUGGAGUGAAUCUUCUCCUGAGCUCGCUCAUUCCAGAAUGGCAGUCCUCUUGCAGGAAAGAUCUCUAAUAGUGACUUAUGGUAGAGGGAGAGGGCUGUGCCUGGGACCAAGAAUCAGACUGGCAAAACAAAAUCUUUCUUCCAACUUUAAGUUGUUGCUACCAGGGGAUAGAUACUUGGACUUCACAGGGCUGUCAGAAGACUUGGAGAGCUCUACCCACAGAUGCUGAGCCCAGAAAUACAGACCAAGGAGCAGGAGCUGAAGCAGGUCCUGAUCUCUGCCUGGAGAGCUGCAGACCUAGGGAGGAUAAUACCCAGAAUGUGAGAAGAGGCAUCAGUUAUGCUGGAGAAAUUGAAGAGACAGCUUGAAGGACAAGCCGUCAGAUGGUGUUACUGAGAAUGAAAAUAAGGACUUGUCUCCAACACAAAAAUUCUGAAGAUGCUAAAUCAUGUGGGGGUUAUCUGUAGAAUUACAACAUCAAUGCAGUAAGUUAGUAAAAGCUUUAGUUACUGGUGAGUCAUUACUCAGCAUUAGGGAAUACAUACCAAAGGGAAUGUCUUUGGAGAGCAACACGUUUGGAAAGGCUUGUUUACAGUGGGUCCCUCCUUUUCCACUAGGAAAUCCAUCACAAGGGAAAAUGCUAUCAGUAUAAGGAAUGUGGGAAAGCCAUAUUUGACUCAGCCACAGCGGCCUUAUUUGACAUCAGAAAAUCCACACGAGCAAGAGACUGCAUAAAUAUGAUGACUGUAAGGAGGCCUUUAUUCAGCAUAGAAACCUUAUAGAACUGUAUGUGAAGGAAGUAGGAAGGCCUUCACCCAGAAGUCAGGACUGAUUGCACUGGAGAAUCUACAUAGGAGGUAGAUCUUAUAAACGUAAUGAAUGUGGAAAUGUUUUCCACAGAAUCAUCAGCAUUAGUCAGUAUUGGAGAAAUCACACUAAAGAAAAACUGACAGUGUAAUGAGUAUGGAAAAGUCUUCAGACAGAGGUUGGACCUUAGUAAACAUCAGUGAAUCCAUAUUAGGGAGACUCUUAUAAAUGAGAAGAUUGUGGGAAGUUGUAAUGGACAGACAUCAAGCCUCAACAAUAGACUUUCCACAGUAUUGGAAAAUUAAUAUAAUUAAUGUAAAUGGACAAGAUGUAUGGGGAAUGGGUAUCUAAAAUUGCCCAUUGUAGCCAUUGAAAACAUUCAUGAAUGUCUCAAGUCAAGAAAAGGAAAAGUCAGAAGUUCUUUUCUCUUCCCAAAGGAGUCUAUAUAAACAUAAGCAACCAGGACUUCUGAAAUUAAAAUGUUUUCCUGCAUCCCUGGACUUGUGAUACUGUCUCUGAGAUGAUUAUCUGUUUACUGGGGACAUGUUAUUUUCCCAUGCCCACUCUAUUUGCAUAUCUUAAAUUAAUUCAACAAGUGUAGACAGUAUUGCCUACUAUUUGUUGUAAAUAUAUAUAUGUAUAUUUAUAUAUAAUUUUUAUGGGCUAAAUAGGCUUGUAUGAGUACACCAGGACAUAAAAAUGACAUUUUUAAAGUUUCAAUAAACAUACUGAAAAGAACCACAUCAUUGAAUUGUUGAACGUUGGCUACUUUCCUAAAUUUGGCACUGCCUCUGUGUUCUCCCAACACAAAGCCAUAUAGGUGUUAUUCACAGAGUAUAUAUUUCCCAGCUUUAGUUUAUUUUUUUUUUAAGAUAGAAAAAGAUAUUUCAUAUAUAGCUUAUUGACAGAUAAUAAUAGAAGUAUUUUCCCUUAUAGAUAACACAUAAUAUAAUAUCCUAAAGGCUAAUACUUUAAUUUAUUUAUUAUUCUUUUCAGUUCUAAAACCUACAGGCUAAAAGAGGAAAGAAUCUUUAGAAGCUCUUCUUCAGUAAUUUGGCAGUGUAGCCAAAUCUCUAUGAAAAUGAGGCUUAUGGAUUUUAUAGUAGGUCACUAAAUAUAGGAACCACAGAUUUCAAAACUUUGCAAUGAUUAUUUCACAACUAGAAGUUUAAAUCUGAUAUAUAUGCCUAAAUCUUCUGAAUGUGUAUUAAUGGUCACUAUUUUAAAAGAUGGACUGCGUUCUAUAAUAAGCUUUUCCAGCAUCUAUAGAAGCUACAUUAUUUUUUUCCCUUAACUUUAUUAUUAUCUUGUAUUACAUGAAAGGAUUUCCUAAUAUUGUACCAACCUUGCAUUCCUGGAAUAAAUUUCACUUAGUCAUGCUGUUUUCUUAAUGUGUUAAUGGGUUCUGCGUGCUUAUAUUUUAUUUAGUACAUUUUUAUUCAAUAUUUAUGUAAAACUGGUCUGUAAUUUUAUUCUGUAUUUUCCAGGUUCAGGUUUUGACUUUAAUUGCAUCAUAAAAAGGACUAAGUUUUUGAUUAUUUUUUAAUGCCCUAGAACAAUUUGUAAAGCAUUGAAAUUAUCUGGUCUUUGAAAGUUGAAUUCUGUGUAAAACCAUCUGGGCUGGGUACUUUUUUGUGAGAGUUCCUUGGUAACUUCUUUUCUAUUUCUCCUACAAAAAUGGUCUAUUUAGGCUUUCUGUUUAUAAUGGAGGUCAAUUUUGAUAAUCUAUUAUUUGCUUAGAAAACUCUCCAUUUUGUCUAGAUUUUCAAAUUAUUUGCCUAAAAUCUGCAAUAUAAUCUGUUACGACUUUUUAAACAGUUUUAUUGAGAGAAAUUGAUACACAGUAUAUGAUUCAACACGAUAGUUUUUUGUUGUUGUUAAGGUAAUGUUAGUUUUAUAACAUUGUAUGUCUCGUGUGUGCAACAUUAUAUUUCUGCUUACCUUACAGUGUGCUUACCACCAAAAAUUUAGUUUCUAUCCAUCAUCAUAUGGUUGAUCCCUUUACCCAUUUCACCCGCCUGCCCACUCCCUCCCCUCUGGUAGCCACUACUGUGUUCUCUGUUUGAUUUUGUUUGGUUUCACUUUUUCAUUUAUUUUGUGUUUUGGGGGUUUCUUUGUUUUUUAUAUUUCACAGAUGAGUGAAAUCAUACUAUAUUUCUCUUUCUCCUUCUGAUUUAUUUCACUUAGCAUAUCAGAAAUAGCAAGAUUUCAU